Lottia gigantea (owl limpet) is the source of this 717-nucleotide messenger RNA. RefSeq lists its product as hypothetical. The record is from RefSeq and is a predicted model, not a curated record. Gene Ontology annotation, cellular component: membrane. The transcript is spliced from 6 exons. NCBI's taxonomy places the organism in Eukaryota, Metazoa, Mollusca, Gastropoda, Lottiidae. Bases 1 to 717 code for a protein of 238 amino acids.
AUGGCAUUUGUUUGUAUAAAUAUAUUUUAUGUUAUGUGUAGUUUAAGGGGACCAUUGGAAAAAUUACCAGAUUUUGCUAAGGUUACAUUUGAAGAAUGUAACUUUGUUGGUGGUGGAUGCUGGUGGCACAACUUACCAUCAACUACUGUACAAUGGGAAUUGGCGAGUGGUGUUGCACCUUCCAUGAUGGGACCAAAACAUGAUCAUACCACAUCAUUAUACGAUAAAAGUGGUAAUUAUGUAUACAUGAGAACCAGCAAUCAGAAGGCAGGAGAAAAAGCCAUAUUAGAAAGUGCCUUAUUUGACCCGCCAUAUUUUAACGAUGGCAGUUGCAAGGUGCGUUUCCAUUAUCAUAUGUACGGUAAACACGUAUUCCGAUUGCAGUUGGAAGUACGCAAAGUAUGUGAUCCAGACAUAAAAACUAUGAAACUGAUUUGGAGUCGAACUAGACGAGUAAAGAGAAAUGAAUGGAUUUUCGAAGCUAUACCACUUGUUAAUAUAACUGAAAAAUUUGUGUUGCGGUUUACUGGAUUUGUUGGAUAUUUGACGAGUAAGGGUGAUAUUGCACUGGAUGAUAUAACAUUGAGCCCAGAAUGUUUCAAACCAGAAACUGUUAACAUCACAGACACGAAAGUUGUCGAUCCAAUAUGCCAUAAAGGUAAUUUUCUGUUAAGUUACUUAAAGAUAUUGCCAAAUAUGAAAUUCAUUUUUUGGUGA